AUGGGUUCGCCCGAGUAUACAAGUGCAACAUUUCCUUUCUUCGUAUGCUUUCUCAUUAGCAUUGCAACAUUCCAUGUUUGCUUCUGUAAUGGCAUCAGCAGCAGCUCCAAUCACACUCAAAAUAAUAUCACUUGCUUCGAAAAUGAGAGGGAAGCCCUUGUUAAAUUCAAGCAAGAUUUGAAAGACCCUUCGAACCGGUUGUCCUCUUGGGAUAUCGGGAAGGAUUGUUGCCAAUGGGCCGGAGUUGUCUGCGACAACUUUACCGGUCACAUCCGCGAGAUCCAACUUCAAAGUCCUGAUGAGGAUUCUUUCCCUGUAACAUUUGCUGAAUAUCAAGUUUAUUUGAGGCAUAAGUUACAGGGAAAGGUAAAUCCUGCUUUGCUCGAUUUGAAGCACCUCCAAUAUCUGGACUUGAGUAACAAUGAUUUUGAAGGGACUCACAUCCCUAGCUUCAUUGGCUCUAUUGCAACUUUGAGAUACCUCAACCUGUCUCGGGCGGGAUUUGGCGGAAACAUUCCUCCUCAACUUGGAAACGUCACCACAAUGCGUUACCUUGAUCUUGGACAUAAUGACGGACUACUUUGUGGAAAUUCGCAUUGGCUUUCGCGUCUUGUUUUGCUACAACACCUCGAUAUGAGUGGUGUAAACCUCAGCAAAGCGUUUGACUGGCUACAGGUGAUGAGCAACCUCCCUUCAUUGGUAGAAUUACACUUGUCUGGUUGUGAACUUGAGUAUGUCGUCUCUCCGUCUUCAACUAACAAAAUUAACUUUACAUUGCUUGACAUCCUCGACCUCUCCUCUAACAAUCUUGGAUCAUCUGUACCAGGUUGGAUUCUCAGUCUUAAUCAUCUAGUCUCCCUAGAUUUGAGUGAAUGUGGCUUUUAUGGUCCAGUUCCUAGUGGUCUUCAAAACAUGACUUCUCUCAGAGUUCUCGAUUGGUCUAUGAAUCCUUUUAAUUCUACCAUACCAAAUUGGUUGUAUAGUUUAAGCCAUCUUCAGUCACUCAGUCUUCAUGGGAAUCUUUUGCAUGGUGCGGUGUCAACUGCCAUUGAAAACUUGACUUCCCUCAUUAGCCUUGAUAUUAGAAGCAACUCUUUAUCAGGUCCCAUUCCAGUGUCAAUAGGAAAAUUAUCAUCUUUGAUAAGGUUAGAUCUUUCUAGUAAUAAGUUGAAUGGGACUCUUCCUAGAAGUCUUGGGAAACUUGCAAAGUUAGAAGGCUUGUUCCUAUGCUAUAAUUUGUUGGAGGGUGUCGUCUCUGAUAUUCACUUUGUCAAUCUCACGAGAUUACGCUACCUAUAUGCUGGUUGGAACAACUUAAAUUUAAAACCAAGUGCCAAUUGGGUUCCCCCUUUCCAACUUGAAUAUUUGUAUCUGGACUCCUGGCAGUUAGGGCCACAUUUUCCCUUAUGGCUUCCAUCUCAGAGGACGUUGAGUUAUUUGAGCAUAGUCAACACAAGAAUUUCAGACUCCAUUCCCACAUGGUUUUGGCCCACUUUUCCCAAAUUAGAGUACGCAAACCUCUCUCGUAACCAAAUUCGUGGAGAGAUUUCAAGCUUGCGUAAUGUUUGUCGUUUAUUAGUGAUUGACCUUAGUUUCAACCACUUUAACGGUCCGCUACCACUUGUCCCCUCUAAUUUGACUUGGCUAGAUCUUUCAAAUAACUCUUUUUCAAGAUCUAUUAACCAUCUGUUAUGUGGUGAAGGAGCGGAACCAAACAACAAACUGUUCUUUCUCAAUUUGGGAAAUAAUCUUUUGUCGGGAAAAAUUCCCGACUGUUGGAAGCAUUGGCCGUACCUGCAAAUCAUCAAAUUAGAAAACAACAAUUUGGCGGGUAACAUUCCAAGCUCCAUCGGACAGUUGAGUAACCUUCGAUCAUUGCACUUGCGUCAAAACAACCUCUCAGGAGAACUACCGCGGACUCUACAAUAUUGCUCAUUUUUGUGGGUUGUCGAUAUUAGUGAAAACAGAUUUACUGGAAGCAUUCCACCGUGGAUUGGCAAGUCAUUGUCAAUAUUGAUAUUUCUGAAUCUGCGUUCAAAUAACUUUUCAGGUGACCUUCCACAUGAACUGUGUCGUUUAAGCUCUCUUCAAAUCUUUGAUGUUGCACAUAACAAUCUAUCGGGUCCUGUGCCUAGAUGUUUUGCCAACUUUAGCGCCAUGGCAAAAAUAAAUAACUCACGUGCCCCAAUAUUUUACAAUAUUGGUUUCGGAAUUGGGGAUAAACUAGUUUUGGUGACCAAAGGAAGAGAUGUUGAAUAUAGCACCACUCUUGGUUUGGUGACAAGCAUGGAUCUUUCUGGAAACAAUUUAUCUGGAGAGAUUCCUGAGGAACUCACUAAACUUGUGGGGUUGUGGUCAUUGAAUUUGUCUGGAAAUCAUUUAAAUGGCAAAAUCCCAAGAAGUGUUGGUGAUAUGAGACAACUAGAAUCCCUUGAUUUCUCACUAAAUCAACUUUCUGGGGAAAUUCCUUCGAGCAUGUCAAGUUUGACAUUCCUGAGUCACUUGAACUUGUCCUAUAACAAUUUGACUGGAAGAAUCCCAUCAAGUACUCAACUUCAAAGCAUGAAUGAAUCCAGUUUUUUUGGCAACAAGCUUUGUGGGGCUCCACUCACAAGUUGCAACCCAAUCCAGACUAUCCCUCCGAAAGUUGAACCACCUGGAAGUGAAGAAAAUGGAGAGGGAUUUUCGGAAGCGUCGUUGUUUGGAAGCAUGGCACUUGGAUUUGCAGUUGGGUUUUGGAUUGUCGUGGGUCCUUUACUGUUCAAGAGGUCUUGGAGAAUUGCUUAUUUCCGGGUGCUAGAAGGUAUUUGGCACAAACUUUGUGAUUUCAUGUUUUAA
Rhododendron vialii is the source of this 2838-nucleotide messenger RNA. Its product is annotated as receptor-like protein EIX1. Gene Ontology annotation, molecular function: protein binding. NCBI's taxonomy places the organism in Eukaryota, Viridiplantae, Streptophyta, Magnoliopsida, Ericales, Ericaceae. The transcript has a single exon. The record is from RefSeq and is a predicted model, not a curated record. The coding region runs from base 1 to 2838 and encodes 945 amino acids.